Molecule: messenger RNA, 1724 nt
Organism: Solanum stenotomum
Lineage: Eukaryota; Viridiplantae; Streptophyta; Magnoliopsida; Solanales; Solanaceae
Product: protein ELC-like
Exons: 2
Coding region: 123-1331 (402 amino acids)
Biological process (GO): protein transport; protein modification process; endosome to lysosome transport
Cellular component (GO): ESCRT I complex
Molecular function (GO): ubiquitin binding
Source: RefSeq, a predicted model, not a curated record
AAGUCAAAGGUAGCUUACAAAAAAAGUCAGCUCUGAGCUAAAAAAUAUUCCCCGUCGUUCUCCUUUUUCUUUCCGAUCGCCGGAGUUUACCAAAUCCGACGUCGUUUUCUCCUCCGAUCACAAUGGCACCACCACCUCCGGAGGCGGCGGUUCACUCUCCUUCAUCUCCCCAAUACACUCAACAAUUCUUAAGCAACGUUCUCUCCCAACGAGGUCCUUCUUCUCUCCCUUACUCCGAAGACGUCAAAUGGCUGAUCCGUCAACACCUCGUUUCGUUAAUCGACAUGUGUCCUUCUCUUCAACCCAGAACCGCUACUUUCACUUACAACGACAGCAGGACUGUGAAUCUCCUUCAGGCGAACGGCACCGUUCCGAUGGUCUAUCUAGAUGCAACCUACAAUAUUCCGGUCAUUAUUUGGUUACUGGAAUCUUACCCUCGUCAAUCACCGUUGGUAUUCGUGAACCCCACGCGUCAUAUGGUCGUCAAAGACUCACAUCCAUUUGUGAACUCUUCUGGUAUUGUUUCGAUCCCUUAUUUGACAAAUUGGGUAUACCCAAGUUCGAAUCUUGUUGAAUUAGUUCGUAAUUUGAGUAAUUUUUUUAGCCGUGAUCCCCCUUUGUACACCAAACGGAACCCGAACCCGAAUCCGCAUCCUCCUCCGGGUACUAGUUUUUCGAAUAGUGGGUCGACUCGACCCGCGAUACCACCUCGGGUGUAUCCACCAUCACCUUAUGGGAGUGGGAGUGGUGGGGUAGUGGGGAGGAAAAUGGAUGAUCGGUCGGAGGUGGAUAAGAAGAAUGCAAUAGAUGAGCUUAUGGUGAAACUGCAUAGUGAUAUUGAAGGGUUGGGGAAGGCGAGGGAGGCGGAUAUGGAAGGGUUGUUUAAUGCACAAGGAGUGUUGAGGCGUCGAGAGGAGGAGUUGAGGAAAGGGGUUAAGGAAAUGCUGGAUGAAAAGGAGGGGUUAGAGCAGCAAUUACAGAUGGUUUUGAUGAAUACUGAUGUGUUGGAAGGGUGGGUUAGAGAUAACGAAACGAAAGUGAAGAAAAUAGGGAAUGUGGAUGUGGACGAGGCGUUUGAGCUUUGUGAUAGACUUUCAAAACAGAUGUCGGAUUGUACUGCCUCGGAUUUGGCUAUGGAGGAUGUGAUUUAUUCGAUGGAUAAAGCUAUACAGGAUGGGGCAAUUCCUUUUGAUCAGUACUUGAGGAAUGUAAGGUUGUUGUCGCGUGAACAAUUCAUUCAUCGUGCCACGGCUUCGAAGGUUAAGGCUGCUCAGAUGCAGGCUCAAGUUUCUCAUAUGGCUUCUAGGCUGUCUCAAUAUGCAUUGUCAUAGAUGUUGAAUUUUACUUGGAUUAUGUGUGCACUAUGGACAGAAGAGUUAAAAAGGAAUAACUGACUCUGGAGAUUCACAAAGGAGACAGGUCUUGGAAUUGAUGUCAGUGAGUUUCUGACUGUGACGUGGAGUGGGACAGUUGGAAUCACGCUCAGGCUCUUCAAAAAUACCAACUGAUGUCUAUUGAAGCUAUGUAUCUUUUAGAGGAUCCUCCAUGGGUGGCAACAUUUUUGGUUUGGGUGCGCUAUCGUUUGAUAAUGAUCAUACUUUCCCUAAGAAAACUCUCCCUGUUGAGUUUUCAGUUGAAAAACUUUUGAAUUAUUUGAUUCACUUGUUUCGAAAACAUUUUCAAUCAAGAGUCGAAAAUUACAAAGUAUUUAAUGUUUGAAGUUG